ACGGUCCGGGCAGGCUAUGUUUUCUUUCUACUGGAUCUUAAGCUGGACCGGAUCAGUAGAUUGAGGAGCAGGCUUUAGAGAGCCCAGUGUCAAUCUGGAAUCUAAGCCUUUCUAUCAGAGCGCAAAACUCGUGUCCAGGACACCAGCCUUAGCGGGGAGCAGGGGCCCGUGUGUCGGGAAAUAAGGACGAAUGGUUGCAGGCACAGUUUCUGGAACCUGCGUUUUGUGCCUCCUUUGCUCGUAUUUGGAAAAACCGCUGGAGAAAGGCGCCGAUUUCAUUCUGCAAUACAGAACUUUGAAGCGAGACAGGAAGGAAAAACGAGAGGCGGAAAGGGUCAGGUCAGAAGAUACUGAAGAUUACUACACAUUACUGGGAUGUGAUGAACUAUCUUCGGUUGAACAAAUCCUGGCAGAAUUUAAAGUCAGAGCUCUGGAAUGUCACCCAGACAAGCAUCCUGAAAACCCCAAAGCUGACCCAGGAGAUAAAUCAGAAUGUCUCGCAAGACUUCCAGCAUCAUUUGCUCCUAUAAGCUUACAAAAUGAGAUCUCUCUUCCCAGAACUGUGGAGACUUUUCAGAAACUGCAGAAGGCAAAGGAGAUUCUGACCAAUGAAGAGAGUCGAGCCCGCUAUGACCACUGGCGAAGGAGCCAGAUGUCGAUGCCAUUCCAGCAGUGGGAAGCUUUGAAUGACUCAGUGAAGACGUCAAUGCACUGGGUUGUCAGAGGUAAAAAAGACCUGAUGCUGGAAGAACCUGACAAGACUCAUACCACCAAGAUUGAAAAUGAGGAAUGGAAUGAGCAAAGAGAAAGAAAGAAAGAGGAGCUGGCUUCAACCGCAGAGAAAACGGAGCAGAAAGAACCCAAGCCCCUAGAGAAGUCAGUCUCCCCGCAAAAUUCAGAUUCUUCAAGUUUUUCAGAUGUGAAUGGUUGGCACCUUCGUUUCCGCUGGUCCAAGGAUGCUCCCUCAGAACUCCUCAGGAAGUUCAGAAACUAUGAAAUAUGAAAUAUCUCUGCUUCAAAAAAUGAGGAAGAGCAAGACUGUCCCCUAUGCUGCCAACAUGCAGUCUUUGUUUAUGUCUUAAAAAUGUCAUGUUUAUGUCAUGUCUGUGAAUUGCUGAGUACUAAUUGAUUCCUCCAUCCUUGAAUCAGUUCUCAUAAUGCUUUUUAAAUGAGAAAAAUUCAGAUGAUGAAUUUCUUCCAAUAUUUGAAUAAAUUAAAGCUCUUAGAUACAGAGUAGAUUGUAUUAUAUGCUUUUUCCUAUUAAUACUUCUUAUAGAAAUCCAUUAAAAAAUCAAUCUCUGUACAGUGUAUUUAAAUAUUUCAUUGACAUACUGUGAUCUCUAUUAGUGAUGGAUGUACAAAAAAUGUUUUCUUACCCUUGACUUACAAUGAAAUGUGAAAUUACUUGUCUGAACCCUGUGGGGAGAAAUAAAUAAUUUUCCCAAAGUUCAUAAA
Messenger RNA from Gorilla gorilla gorilla (western lowland gorilla), 1455 nucleotides. It is a transcript of the gene DNAJC12, whose product is annotated as DnaJ heat shock protein family (Hsp40) member C12. The record is from RefSeq and is a predicted model, not a curated record. NCBI's taxonomy places the organism in Eukaryota, Metazoa, Chordata, Mammalia, Primates, Hominidae. The transcript has 7 exons. The coding region runs from base 191 to 1003 and encodes 270 amino acids. Gene Ontology annotation, cellular component: cytoplasm.